UAAGCCCGUUAUCCCGACGUAAACAAACACGGCAGCUCGAAAGUUAAGUCUGCGAAAAUGAAUAUCUUGAGACCUCCAACAGCAUGGAUAAAUGGCCGUUGUUAUCGCAUAAUUAGUCCUCUAACAAGCCAGGUGACAACUGGAUAUAUGGAAGAGGACGCCUAUGGAUUUGAAGAUGCAGUGUACCAGGAUGAGGUAGAGUGUGGUGGGGAACAUCCUGAAAUUCAAGUAGAAGUGCUGAAGAAUGGAAAAUUCCAAACUUCAAUUCCAGUUCCAAGCACAUAUUUUUCAUACAUCAUUGGAGCAAAGGGAGCUACAAAAAAAAGAAUUGAAAUGGACACAUACACAAAUAUUCAUAUACCCGGGAAAGGACAAGUCGGAGAUAUUGUGGUGGUUGGGAAGGAUAUGAAGACUGUGCGUCAGGCGCGAAUGAAAGUUGAAUUACUGGUGGAUCAGGCUCGGAAGAAACAGCCAUUCACUCAUUUCCUGUCAAUACCUUUUAACAAGCCUAAUAUUCAAGAGAAAUUCUUGGAAUUUAAGAAAGGAGUCCUUGAGAAAUGUGGAGAGAGUAGAGGUGUCGAUGAAUCAAUAUUCCAAGACCCAAAUAAGCUCCAUUUAACAUUAUGCGUGAUGGUGCUUGCUGAUGACCGGGAACGACAUCAGGCUGUUGAGACUCUCAAUACGUGUCCCGAAAAUGUUUUAAGACGUCUUUUGGCUGGAGAAAAACUACGUUUAGAAAUGAAAGGAAUCGAAUACAUGAAUGAUGACCCAGGUGAAGUGGAUGUAUUAUAUGGCCAAGUAAAUGCUCUAAGCUGGUCACAUUCUCUCCAAACUAUAGCAGACUCUCUGGUUGAAGAAUUUGUUAAGGCCGGUUUAGUCACCAAACAGUAUGAAAGAGUGAAGCUACACAUAACCCUGAUGAAUACAAUCUUUAGGAGAGAUUCAGAUGGAGUCACGGAAGCAAAGGCUGGGCGGGACCGUGAAACUUUCUCUGCUCGACAAAUCUUGGAGGAAUUUCAAGACUAUUACUUUGGAGAGAUGGAAGUCGAGGAGGUCCACCUUUCUGUCCGUUACACAACUGCCAAUAACGGAUUCUACUCUGCGUCAGGAAAGAUACAGGUGUUGCCCGCAUCCGAAGGGUAGUCUUGAGAUUAGGAGAAGCUCUUGCUACCUUUUGCUGUGAUAGAAAUGCCUAAAAUGUGUGAGAAAUUGGUGUUGUUGGGAUUAUAUUUAUGUUGGUGAUAAUGCAUCUUUACAUGUUAUGUUAAUGUUGACAGAAAUUUAUCAUUACAUAGAUAAUGUGCUUUGAUUUAUUUGAGGAGGGAGGGGAGUUCUCAAUUUAAAACAGUGGGCUAAAAGGGGAUCUUGUGAUUAUGAUUUUUAUAAUUAGGGAAUUAUUUUGUAAAAUUGUCAAGUUAUCCUUCUUUAAAAUUUUAUUCGAUUAAGAUCAUUUAAAAUCUAGGUUCACAGUAAACUGUGAAAUGAAUAUGUUUGAAUUUAUUAAGUUGAAUUAUAUGAAGAAAAUUUAUAAGAUUUUCUUCAACCUUUAA
Messenger RNA from Penaeus vannamei (Pacific white shrimp), 1550 nucleotides. Its product is annotated as activating signal cointegrator 1 complex subunit 1. Gene Ontology annotation, biological process: regulation of DNA-templated transcription; DNA alkylation repair. NCBI's taxonomy places the organism in Eukaryota, Metazoa, Arthropoda, Malacostraca, Decapoda, Penaeidae. Gene Ontology annotation, molecular function: RNA binding. Gene Ontology annotation, cellular component: nucleus. The record is from RefSeq and is a predicted model, not a curated record.